Molecule: messenger RNA, 2844 nt
Organism: Fonsecaea erecta
Lineage: Eukaryota; Fungi; Ascomycota; Eurotiomycetes; Chaetothyriales; Herpotrichiellaceae
Product: protein transporter SEC24
Exons: 3
Coding region: 1-2844 (947 amino acids)
Biological process (GO): intracellular protein transport; endoplasmic reticulum to Golgi vesicle-mediated transport; COPII-coated vesicle cargo loading
Cellular component (GO): endoplasmic reticulum exit site; COPII vesicle coat
Molecular function (GO): SNARE binding; zinc ion binding
Source: RefSeq, a predicted model, not a curated record
AUGUCGCAACAAUACCCUCAGCAAUACCCUCAGCAAGGUGUGCCUGGGCAGGAAGGUUAUGGUCAGCAGCCACCGCAACCACCUGUGGCUCCAAAUUAUGAUAACUUCGAAACCAAUAACCCUCCGGGUGUGCAACCAGGGCCUGCUCCUGGCCCGGCUCAUGCUGGUCGAAAGAAGCGUGCAUAUGCGGGACAAGCUUAUGAGUUUGGUGCCGGAGCAAAUGCUGCUCUAGGAGGACAACAACAGGCUGGCGGCGCAUACUCUGGGUAUUCCGUUCAACAAGAUGCAGCGGGCUAUCCGCAAGGAGGUUAUCAACAGAAUCCUGCGGCUGUGCAACCAGGUGCAACGCCUCUAUAUCCUGGUCAAGAGCCAGCACCUGCGUUGGGUGGCUACCAACCUCCCGCUCCGGCCUACCCUGCGCCUGGUGGUGUUGCGGGCGUGACCCAACAGUUUGGCGAGAUGGACAUCUCGCAAAAGCCGCCUAUCGCCGCAGCACCGCAGCAGGCGCAACGUGCUCCAGUCUUGAACCAACUCUACCCGACAGAUCUAUCGAACCAGCCAUUCAAUGUCGCGGAGUUGGACUAUCCACCUCCGCCAGUGAUCCUCCCUCCCAAUACCAGCGUUACACCGUCGCCUUUCGCUAAUUGCCCACCAAAGUUCGUCCGGUCAACGCUGAAUGCUGUCCCCACCACCCAUUCCCUGCUCAAAAAGUCGAAACUUCCAUUCGCCCUUGUCAUCCAGCCGUACACUUCUCUGCACGACAUCGAGGAUCCAGUCCCAGUAGUGCCCGACCAAGUGAUUUCCCGUUGCAGGAGAUGUCGCUCGUACAUCAAUCCGUUCGUCACUUUUCUAGACCACGGGCACCGAUGGAGAUGUAACAUGUGCAACCUGACCAACGAUGUGCCGCAAGCCUUUGACUGGGAUGCGGCCGCACAAAAAAGCCUCGACAGGUGGCAGAGACCAGAUCUGAAUCACGCGGUGGUCGAGUUCAUUGCGCCGCAGGAAUACAUGGUGCGGCCUCCACAGCCGCUUGUCUAUCUGUUCUUGCUCGAUGUGAGCUAUGCGGCGGUGUCGAGCGGACUGCUGGCGACGACGGCAAGAUGUAUUCGAGAGAGCUUGGAUCGGAUACCGAAUGCAGAUCGACGCACACGUCUGGGCUUUAUCGCGGUUGACUCCGGUCUGCACUUCUUCAACAUCCCUCGGGAUGGGACUGAGAACGCCCAAACAAGCAUGCUCGUUGUUAGUGAUCUUGAAGAGGCGUUCUUGCCCACACCGGCGGAUUUGCUGGUGACGCUGACGGAAUGCCGCGAAAAUAUCGAGAAUUUCUUGGAUAAGCUUCAAGAGAUGUUCCAGAACACCCAGAACGGCGCAUCUGCCAUGGGAUCUGCCCUUCGGGCCGGGCACAAGCUUAUCGGACCAGUCGGUGGGAAAAUGACGGUGGUCACUGCUUCGAUCCCUAACAUCGGCCAUGGCAAGCUCGAAAUGCGCGAGGACAAGAAGCUGCUUGGCACCUCCAAGGAAAGCAGCCUGCUACAGACAGGGAACAGUUUCUACAAGAGCUUCGCAGUCGAAUGUUCUAAACAACAAAUCUCAGUGGACAUGUUCCUGUUCUCUUCACAGUACCAGGACGUGGCUUCCUUGAGCAAUUUGCCCAGGUAUACCGGUGGCCAAACAUACUUCUAUCCUGGCUGGAAUGCUGCCCGAGAAGAGGAUGCCAUGAAGUUCGCCAAAGAAUUCUCCGACUACCUGUCGGCAGAGAUUGGUCUGGAGGCCGUUCUCCGUGUUCGAGCGACGACAGGACUGCGGAUGAGCACAUUCUAUGGCAAUUUCUUUAACCGCAGCUCGGAUCUCUGCGCGUUCCCAGCAUUCCCGCGUGAUCAGAGCUACGUUGUGGAGGUCGCGAUCGAUGAGACCAUCACAAAGCCGGUGGUGUGCAUGCAGACCGCGGUCCUCCACACUACCUGUAAUGGCGAACGACGAAUCCGAGUCAUGACUCUCGCGCUCCCCACCACCCAGCAACUGGCUGAUGUCUAUGCUUCGGCCGACCAGCAAGCCAUCACGGAGUAUUUCAGCCACAAGGCCGUCGAACGGGUCCUGAACAGUGGGCUUGACAGUGCCCGGGAUAUGAUUCAGAACAAACUGGUCGAGCUUUUGGCCACAUACAAGAAGGAGCUUGCAGGAGGCAGUAUGGGUGGAGGGGGGCUUCAAUUCCCUGCCAACCUUCGAGGCCUGCCUGUGCUUUUCCUUGCCUUGGUCAAGAACUUGGGCCUCAGGAGAUCGUCACAAAUACCCAGCGACAUGCGAUCAGCAGCUCUGUGUUUGCUGUCGACGUUGCCCCUCCCAUUGCUGAUUCAAUAUAUCUAUCCCAAAAUGUUUUCUCUGCACGACAUGCCAGACGAUGCAGGGACGGUGGACGAGAAGACUGGCGAGAUCAUCCUCCCACCGCCGAUUAAUCUGUCAUCAGAAAGGAUCGUGCCGUAUGGGUUGUAUCUGAUCGACGACGGCCAGACCCAAUUCCUUUGGGUCGGACGAGAUGCUGUUCCACAGCUGAUCCUCGACGUCUUCGGGCUAUCGGAUAAGAGUCAACUCAAAGUGGGCAAGCAACGACUACCUGAGUUGGACAAUGAUUUCAGUGAGCGUGUAAGGGCAGUCAUCUCCAAGAGCCGUGACCACAAAUCCAAAGGGGUGGGCAGUAUUGUGGUGCCACACCUCUACGUGGUGAAAGAGGAUGGCGAGCCAGGACUGAGACUUUGGGCGCAAACGAUGCUUGUGGAGGACCGAGCGGAUCAAGGAAUGAGCUUACAGCAGUGGAUGGGCAUGAUGCGUGAGAAGGUCAUGCAGUAA